Molecule: messenger RNA, 4208 nt
Organism: Sinocyclocheilus anshuiensis
Lineage: Eukaryota; Metazoa; Chordata; Actinopteri; Cypriniformes; Cyprinidae
Product: protein turtle homolog B-like
Exons: 18
Coding region: 213-4208 (1331 amino acids)
Cellular component (GO): neuron projection
Molecular function (GO): protein binding
Source: RefSeq, a predicted model, not a curated record
CUUCCAUAAAGGCGCUGGUGCAGGUGCUCUGUCUCUUCGGGGGAGGAUGCCAUAGGAAGGACGGGCAGGGGAAAAAAAUGAAGGAAAACGCUGAGAGAGGAGAGCACAGGAUGUGAUAAGCAGGGUAUCAGACUGGAAACGGAGGAAAUUGAAUAUGAAAGAUUUAUUGAAAGGGGCACUUUGAGCUAUUAUUCCUGGUUGGCAAUAGUACUAUGAUUUGGUAUGUGGCCACUUUGAUAGCAAGUGUUUUCAGCACCCGAGGAACGGCAGCUCAAGGUGCCCACGGAGUGAGAGAGGAGCCCCAGUUUGUGACGGCCCGUGCAGGAGAGAGUGUUGUUUUGGGAUGUGACGUGAGCCACCCCCUAAACGGCCAGCAGACUCCCUAUGUGGUGGAGUGGUUCAAAUACGGUGUGCCUAUCCCCUUCUUCAUUAACUUCCGUUUCUAUCCUCCUCAUGUGGACCCUGAGUACGCCGGUAGAGCCAGUCUGCAUGGCAAAGCGUCUCUGCAGAUCGACCAGGUGCGCUCAGAAGACCAGGGCUGGUACGAGUGCAGGGUCCUCAUGCUGGAGCAACAAUACGACACCUUCCACAACGGCAGCUGGGUUCACCUCACAGUCAACGCGCCCCCUACGUUCACGGACACGCCACCGCAGUACGUGGAGGCGAGGGAGGGUGGCAGCAUUACUCUGACCUGCACUGCCUUCGGAAACCCCAAGCCGGUGGUCACCUGGCUGAGAGAGGGGGAUCAGCUGACCAGCAACAAGAAAUACACGGUGAGUGACGGUAGUCUGACGGUGCAGGCCAUCACGCGGGAGGACCGGGGGGCCUACAGCUGCCAUGCUCACAGUGACCAGGGGGAGGCGCUAUAUACCACCCGCCUUCUGGUGCAAGGUCCUCCAUACAUCGUGUCACCACCUGAGAACAUCACUGUUAACAUAUCCCAGAAUGCCCAAUUUACGUGCCAAGCAGAGGCGUAUCCUGGCAACCUGACCUAUACCUGGUACUGGGAGGAGGACAACGUCUACUUCAAGAAUGAUCUGAAGCUCCGUGUUCGCAUCUUUAUUGACGGAACCCUCAUUAUCUACAGAGUGAAGCCAGAGGAUGCUGGGAAAUACACUUGCAGCCCAAGUAACAGCCUGGGCAUCUCCCCCUCUGCUUCAGCUUACCUGACCCUGCAAUACCCUGCCCGUGUUGUGAACAUGCCACCUGUCAUCUACGUCCCAAGAAAGUUGCCAGGAAUUAUUCGCUGCCCAGUGGAUGCCAACCCCCCAGUUACGUCAGUCAGAUGGGAGAAAGAUGGCUACCCCCUCAGAAUCGAGAAGUAUCCUGGAUGGAGUCAGAUGGCAGACGGAAGCAUUCGGGUGGCAGAGGUCACUGAAGACUCCCUUGGCACCUACACCUGUGUGCCUUACAAUGUCCUAGGUACCAUGGGACAGUCCCCUCCGGCCACUCUGGUGCUAAAGGACCCCCCUUACUUCAACGUGAGGCCCGGGGGGGAGUACCGUCAGGAGGCGGGAAGAGAGCUGGUCAUCCCCUGCGCUGCUUCUGGAGACCCUGAGAUUCCAACCAUCGUAUGGAGAAAGGUCGGGAAGCCCAGCAGAAGCAAACAUAACAUCUUACCAAGUGGUAGCUUGCAAUUUGUGUCUCUAAGCAAAGAGGAUCAUGGGGAGUGGGAAUGUGUUGCCACCAAUGUAGUAACAAGCAUCACUGCCAGCACACGCCUUUUUGUAAUAGGCACUAGUCCACAUGCGCCAACUAAUGUCCACGUGUCAGCAUCCACAAGCUCCGCUAAUGUUUCCUGGGAACCUGGAUAUGACGGAGGCUUUGAACAGACGUUCUCGGUCUGGUACGGCCCGGUAAAGGUGAAGAAUGAUUUAGGGCCACAUGACUGGCUGUCCAUACCUGUACCCGGCUCUCAGACAUGGUUGGUGGUCCAGGGGUUGGAGCCAAAGACUGCCUAUCAAUUUAGUGUGCUGGCCCAGAACAAGCUGGGCACCGGCCCCUUCAGUGAGGUAGUCACUGUGACUACAGGAGGGUAUCCCAUAAGUACCCCUGAACCACUGGUGCUUCUAACUCCACCACGGUGCCUCACAGCCAACCGGACACAGCAGGGUGUAUUGUUGACAUGGCUUCCUCCGGCCAAUCACUCUUCACCAAUUGACCAUUACAUCAUCGAGUUCCGUCUGGGGGAAAGGUGGGAGGUUCUGGAUGACUUGAUUCCUGCCACUGAGACUGAGAUCAUAGCAAGAGAUCUUAUUCAGGACUCUUGGUAUGAAUUCCGAGCGCUAGCUGUAAUGGAUGAUCUUGUCAGUGAGAGCAGUAAUGUGGUGGGAGUGUCAAGUACAGACCCCUUCCCUCCCACAGAGAUCUCAGACGAGGGGCUGGCCAAGCCAGUGGUGGCCGGCAUCGUGGCCACCAUCUGUUUCUUGGCGGCUGCUAUCCUCUUCAGCACGCUCGCUGCAUGUUUUGUCAACAAGCAGCAUCGUCGCAAGCUUAAACGCAAACGAGACCCUCCACUAUCGAUUACGCACACAAGGAAAAGCAUCGAAUCUCCGCUGUCCUCUGGAAAGAUCAGUCCUGAGAGCAUUGCUUCCUCCCGGUCCCCAUCUCUGGCCAGCAUGGGUGGCCAUGGUCUUUACGUUAAGAAGUUGCCAAGCCCUAGGAAAGAGAAAGAGCUUUCCCUCUAUAAGAAAACCAAGAGAGCAAUAACCAGUAAGAAGUACAGCGUGUCCAAGCACGAGGCUGAGGUCACCACGCCCAUCGAGCUGAUCAGCCGUGGACCUGAUGGCCGAUUCAUCAUGGACCCCAGUGACAUCGACACGUCCCUCAAGCCACGACGCAUUGAGGGUUUUCCUUUUGUGGAGGAAUCGGACUUGUAUCCUGAGUUCCGCCAAUCAGAUGAGGAGAACGAUGACCCAGGGCCCCUACCCCCAGUCAUGGCCACCCUCAGGCCCCAGAUAUCCCCUGUGUCCUCCAGCCAGGAGUCCUACAUGCAGCCCCCAGCCUACAGCCCCCGGUUCCAGAGGCCUAUGGAAGGUAUGAGCAUCUUGGAGGGUAGUCGGCUUCAGGCCACAGGGCAGAGCCGGGCCUCCCAUUUUCACAGGGUCUUCCCUCCAGGCCCCUUCUAUGGCUAUCUAGGUAGUGGUGCUGAGGUGGAGCUUCACCCUCCUUUUUACAUGCCUGAUGUUAGUCCACGUAGCUCUGCCAUGUCCUCCUCACCUUCAUACCCCCCUGAGGGGCCGUUCCGCCAUCCCACCAUCCCAGAGGAGAGGGAGGAGCUGAGGAUCCAUCAGUAUGGUGCCCCCAGCCAUGCCCUCCCACUGGUGCAUAGCCCUCCCUCCUCUCGCUCGACCGAGAUCUGGCAGCCUCCUGACUUCCCCUUUCUAGGUCAGGAGGGUCCCCGUCUCGCUCUUCCACCACGUCAUUCAUCAUUCUAUCUCCACCGGGACCUCCCCGAGCCCCCGCCAUACCCCUCCCAUAGUCGUACUCUUAGCACCACCUCUCAGCUCCCUUCAAGCUCUGCUUUCCUCCAGCUGGAGGCCCCUAGAGCCCACCUGAGCAGAUCUCCCCGCAGGUUUCCGCCUCAGGGCCUUUCAGCCAAGCAUAUAACUAUGCAACAGGCCCAGACUCUGGGGCAGUUGAGACACACUGCCCACGGUAUGGGCGUACCAGUGUUGCCUUACUCAGGUGCCACGGCCCGCAUGGGGAGCCCCAGCACACUGCACAGUGAGAGCUCGGACGGCUGGAGGUCUGAGGCCCAGCCUUGGCUGAGCCCCAGGGCGGCACGAAGGAUGGAUCUUGGCCUGCAGCAGGUGGUCCUGCAGCCGUCACGACUCUCCCCUCUCACCCAAACCCCUCCCAGCUCACACGCCGGCUCUCCACACAUUCUCGUCCGCCCUCCUCCCCGCCCCAGCAUCCUGCGGUCUUCCCGCUCUCAAGAGAUGCCCGAGAGUGCCCGUCACCCCGCCAGUGUCUCCUUCUCCCGAAGGUCUCUCUCCUCUUCCCCUGCCACUUCACCUACCCAAGGCCAGAGCGGGCAGCGGCCCAGCCUCAGCUACCGUGCACACAUGGCCUUUGCCACAGCCGCGGCCAGCUACCCCUCUCAGUCCCCUUCACCCCCCACGGAGAGCAGUGAUGCUUUCGGCCAGAUGCCAUCUCAGAGAAGGACAGAUGAGGAGAUGCUCCCCUCAGAACCCUCUCCAGGGUAG